Messenger RNA from Gekko japonicus, 863 nucleotides. RefSeq names its product RAB31, member RAS oncogene family (gene RAB31). Bases 241 to 828 code for a protein of 195 amino acids. Gene Ontology annotation, molecular function: GTP binding; GTPase activity. Lineage: Eukaryota; Metazoa; Chordata; Lepidosauria; Squamata; Gekkonidae. The record is from RefSeq and is a predicted model, not a curated record. The transcript is spliced from 7 exons.
GAAAUAUGCUGAAGCGUAGAUAUUUGGUUCGUGUCGGGUUUGGGUGAGGAAAACACCAAAAAGACGCGAGGAGGAGCUGAAGCCGGGCCUGUGCUCAUGUGACCGGUGGCGGCUAAGGGCUGGGGCUGCCCAGAAAUAGCCGCGACUGCUUUCCCUCCGUUCCGUGGAAUCGGGCACUGUGAGAGGGAGCCCAGGGGGUUGGCUCCUCCGGAGGAUGCGAAGCCGUUACGCCCCAAGCAGAUGAUGGCGAUACGAGAGCUGAAAGUGUGUCUGCUUGGAGAUACUGGCGUGGGCAAGUCAAGUAUAGUUUGCCGAUUUGUUCAGGAUCAUUUUGACCACAAUAUUAGUCCUACUAUUGGUGCUUCUUUCAUGACUAAAACUGUGCCUUGUGGGAAUGAGCUUCAUAAGUUUCUGAUCUGGGAUACUGCAGGACAAGAACGGUUUCACUCAUUGGCACCAAUGUACUAUCGUGGGUCAGCAGCAGCUGUUAUUGUAUAUGAUAUCACCAAACAGGAUUCAUUUCACACACUGAAGAAAUGGGUGAAAGAACUAAAAGAACAUGGUCCUGAAAAUAUUGUAAUGGCCAUUGCUGGAAACAAAUGUGAUCUUGCUGAUAUUAGGGAAGUCCCCAUGAAAGAUGCCAAAGAAUAUGCGGAGUCUAUAGGCGCAAUUGUCGUUGAGACCAGUGCAAAAAAUGCAAUUAACAUUGAAGAACUCUUUCAAGGAAUCAGUCGAAAGAUCCCUCCCUUGGAAACUCAUGAAAAUGGCAAUAGUGGAACAAUCAAACUUGGGAAGCAGACUGCACAGACGACUAGGCGGUGCUGUUAAACCAACCUGAUCAGGUUUGAUUUACUUGAAAAUAA